AGAGAUGUGUUACUGACUGUGCAUAUUGUAUGACUGUGGUGUAUGGCGACCAAGCGAAAGUUCACCCCAGGAAACGCUGACACAUCCAACCGAGACAGUUUACCGUGACAGCGUUUAACAAAGUAAAAGGAGUUGAAAAGUAAAGUGCAGUAGACGCUCUCCUUUCACCUGAGGGUUCUCGAGUUGUGGAUUCGUURGCCCAUCUUGAUUGAAGAUGCCCCAUAAUUCUCGACCUCCCCAACCUCAAAGCGCUGGUUUUUCCUUUGAGAACACUCGCAGGAAUGCUGUGUUGGAGGGGAAUUUGUCAGAGCUUGGUUACAGUUCUCCUAAGGCAAGGAAGACUGGAACCACCAUCGCUGGCAUAGUAUUCAAGGAUGGGGUGAUACUUGGAGCUGACACAAGAGCCACUGAUGACAUGGUGGUAGCUGACAAGAAUUGCAUGAAGAUCCACUACAUUGCACCCAACAUCUACUGUUGUGGAGCAGGUGUGGCUGCAGAUGCAGAAGUCACCACUCAGAUGAUGUCAUCCAAUGUGGAGCUGCACUCACUAAGCACAGGACGCCCUCCCCUUGUUGUCACGGUUACCCGACAACUGAAACAGAUGCUCUUCAGGUACCAGGGACAUAUUGGCGCCUCUCUGAUUGUUGGAGGUGUGGAUGUGACUGGCGCUCACCUCUACAGUGUCUACCCACACGGCUCCUAUGACAAACUACCAUUCCUUACUAUGGGUUCAGGAGCAGGUGCAGCUAUUUCUAUCUUUGAAGACAGAUACAGACCAAACAUGGAGCUAGAUGAGGCUAAAAAGCUGGUGCGGGAUGCCAUUGRGGCUGGMAUUUUCUGUGACUUGGGCUCUGGCAGUAACGUGGACCUGUGUGUCAUCACUCAGGCAGGGGUUCAGUACCUUAGGGGCUAUGACCAACCUGCCCAGAAGGGGAAAAAAGAAGGACAGUACAAGUACAAGCCUGGCACCACUGCAGUUUUAACAAAGACGGUCACACCCCUGCCUCUGAACGUCGUUGAUGAAUCAAUUCAYCUUAUGGACACUCAGUAAAAUGUAUGCUGCUGCAGGCAUUAUCAAACCCACAUGAAUUCCAAAACUCAUUAGUAAAAWUACUUACUACCAAAAUACAA
Molecule: messenger RNA, 1131 nt
Organism: Salvelinus sp. IW2-2015
Lineage: Eukaryota; Metazoa; Chordata; Actinopteri; Salmoniformes; Salmonidae
Product: proteasome subunit beta type-7-like
Cellular component (GO): proteasome core complex
Molecular function (GO): threonine-type endopeptidase activity
Source: RefSeq, a predicted model, not a curated record